AUGGCGUUCGGCACCCUUAUGCGCUUCAGCUUGCUGCUCAUGCGCCUGCUGCAAUGGGCUAGUGCAGUGAUUGUCAUGGGAAUCGUAUCAUACUUCAUCAAACAAGGCCCCAAAAAUACACAUCUGAUCUAUGAGGAAGUGAUUGCCGUGAUUUCCGUUGUCUUCUUCCUACCCGGCCUUGUAUCUCCGUUCGUCGCAACUGUGGGCUGGCUCGCCUUCCCAAUCGACCUGAUUUUCUCAUACCUCUGGUUGACCUCUUUCAUCUUUGCCUCUCAAGAUUACAGCGCUGGAGCUGCCUGCUGGGCCAAUUCUCCUCCUGGAAUCGGCUGUGCCCUUAAACAUGCCUCGCAAGCAUUUAUCUUUAUUGCCUUCUUCUGCACCAUGUGCUCCGCCGCCAUGGAGAGCUGGAAUCUCUGGAACCACCACAACGCUACCCGCUCUCCCAUCCAUCAUAGCAAGGAGGUGCCGCGUGAGUCUGCGGACACCGCAGUCACCGGAAACGCUGGCCCCGUGGUCUAA
Molecule: messenger RNA, 519 nt
Organism: Uncinocarpus reesii 1704
Lineage: Eukaryota; Fungi; Ascomycota; Eurotiomycetes; Onygenales; Onygenaceae
Exons: 4
Coding region: 1-519 (172 amino acids)
Cellular component (GO): membrane
Source: RefSeq, a predicted model, not a curated record